Capronia coronata CBS 617.96 is the source of this 975-nucleotide messenger RNA. RefSeq lists its product as uncharacterized. The record is from RefSeq and is a predicted model, not a curated record. Bases 1 to 975 code for a protein of 324 amino acids. Lineage: Eukaryota; Fungi; Ascomycota; Eurotiomycetes; Chaetothyriales; Herpotrichiellaceae. Gene Ontology annotation, cellular component: mitochondrion. The transcript has 3 exons.
AUGCCCAGCCUUGGGCCCAGACAAUGCGAUGAGCCUUCGAGGCCGGUUUCUAGUGUACCUAGACCACAGAUCCACGUCCCUGCCGGAGAUUCAAGACACUCAACGCCAGAGAAGGUGUUGCCAUGGAACACCACCAACCUAAUGCCGCGAUUCGGCGCCGACCUCGCCUCUGCUGCCAGUGCUUCGGCCAUGGUGGCCCCUGUGAUCUGUGUAAUAGACCGAUCAAUUGUUGAAAAGGCGGCGAAAGGUGCUUCAUUCUCGUCGUGUCUACGUCGAUCACUCCGUCCUGCAAUCACUCGUCCACACGCCUUCGUUUUCUCCCGACCAUUUCUCCUCGUAUUCACCCUAUAUCUCAGCACCUACACAACGGCAAAUACGGUCGAUACGCUCUCGUCGACUAUCUCAUCAAAGCCGGCCUCCAGCGUCACGUCAGGGCCGGCAAAGUUCGUCGCCACGUCUCUGGUAAACAUGAGCAUGUGCGUGUACAAAGACUCGUGCUUUGCUAGGAUGUUUGGGGCGCCCGUUCUCUCUGCCUCUGCCUCUGCUUCACCUGGCGCAGUGGCGGCGACGGCCGUCCCCAAGUUAUCCUACGCCCUCUUUGCCAUUCGGGACAGUCUGACUAUAUUCGCUUCGUUCAACUUACCUCCUCUCAUUGCACCACAACUCGACAAUCUACCUGCGGCCAUCAAGUCGCGAUUCUCGACCCUCCUUAACACUGAAACCGGACGCACGAACACGGCCCAGUUCCUGGCGCCCGCGGCGAUCCAGGUGAUAUCUACUCCCCUCCAUCUGCUCGGGUUGGACUUUUACAACCGGCACGGCCAUCUGGGAUUUCGCCAACGAUAUAUCCGGAUCCUCAGAGAUUGGGGAAUCAGUGCUCUUGCCAGGAUGGGACGCAUCAUUCCCGCCUUUGGUGUUGGUGGGGUUGUGAAUUCCAAUAUGAGACGACGUUUCAUGACCAGACUCGAGGCAUGA